Molecule: messenger RNA, 668 nt
Organism: Chaetura pelagica (chimney swift)
Lineage: Eukaryota; Metazoa; Chordata; Aves; Apodiformes; Apodidae
Gene: APIP
Product: APAF1 interacting protein
Exons: 6
Coding region: 100-648 (182 amino acids)
Cellular component (GO): cytoplasm
Molecular function (GO): metal ion binding; methylthioribulose 1-phosphate dehydratase activity
Source: RefSeq, a predicted model, not a curated record
AGGAAAAGUUACAUCCAAGAAAUCUUAUCCCAGAGCUUUGUAGAUUGUUUUAUGACUUAGGCUGGGUAACAGGAACUGGUGGAGGAAUCAGCUUGAAGCAUGGGAGUCCAAAAGGAAAGAAUACAGCCAGAAGAUAUAUUUGUUUGUGACAUGAAUGAACGGGACAUCAGUGGUCCACCACCACACAAGAAACUAACGAAAAGCCAGUGCACACCUCUUUUUAUGACUGCCUACACUAUGAGAGGGGCAGGCGCAGUGAUACAUACUCAUUCCAAGGCUGCUGUUAUGGCUACCCUUCUUUACCAAGGGAGUGAGUUCAGUAUUACCCAUCAGGAGAUGAUAAAAGGAAUCCAAAAGUGUACUUCAGGAGGCUAUUACCGAUAUAAUGAUACGUUAGUGGUUCCCAUUAUUGAGAAUACACCAGAAGAGAAGGAUCUCAAGGAAAGAAUGGUACAUGCAUUGGAAAAAUACCCAGACUCUUGUGCUGUUUUGGUCAGACGCCAUGGAGUUUACGUAUGGGGAGAAACAUGGGAAAAAACUAAAACGAUGUGUGAGUGUUACGAUUACUUGUUCGACAUCGCAGUGCAGAUGAAGCAGCAUGGGUUAGAUCCUUCAAAACAUCCAGCAGGAGAAAAUAAGAUCUUGUAAAUGACAACAACAUUUACAUU